AUGGCUUCUUAUGUGCCAUUUCUGGGUCGUUUGACCCUUACAGACUACGUUAUUAUCGUCUUGGUGUACGUGGAGAAGCUUCUUUCUUUGAUUCCUUACCUUAUCCCACGAAUGUGGAGUGAAUCUGCCGUGUUCGUGCUGAACCUUGUGUUUAAACGUCCUGCGACCCCGUACGAGAACGCAGCUCGUUUGCUCCGCGAUGCUAAAGACAUCCAUGAAAUGGGUCAAGUUUUCGGCGUCGAUAUCGAAGAUCACAUCGUGCGCACGGAAGACGACUAUCUCCUGACCGUGCACCGCAUCGCACCUUUGCCAGAAACCAGUAAUGGACAAGUGGUGUAUUUGCACCAUGGUUUGCUUAUGUGCUCUGAUAUUUGGCUGUGUAACACUGAGCGUGAGCGAAACUUGCCCCUAGUGUUGCAUGAUCUUGGAUUCGACGUCUGGAUGGGUAACAAUCGCGGUAACAAGUACUCGACACAACAUUUGCAUCGUCGACCUGCGUCGCACGAAUUUUGGGAUUUUUCCAUCGACGAAUUUGCCUUUUUCGACAUCCCUAACUCAAUCGAGUUUAUUCUUCAGCAUGCGGGCGUCGAACGGCUCAUUUGUAUUGGAUUCUCACAAGGUUCUGCGCAAACGUUUGCGUCGUUGAGCGUACGCGAGGACCUUAACGACAAGAUCAGUUUAUUCGUGGCCAUUUCGCCUGCCAUGACACCUCGCGGACUGCAUAACCGAAUAUUCGAUUCUUUGCUCAAAUCCAGUCCCGCACUCAUGUACUUGUUUUUCGGGAAUCGCAUCUUACUGCCCUCAGCAAGCCUUUGGCAAAAAACCCUGCAUCCAACCAUUUUUAAUACAAUCAUCGACCUUUCCAACCGCAUCCUGUUCAAUUGGCGCUCUCUCAACAUAUCUCCGCAGCAGAAGCUGGCUUCGUAUGCGAAAUUGUAUUCCACCACCAGUGUCAAAUGCGUAGUUCAUUGGUUUCAGAUCCUGCAUGCUCAAAGCUUCCAGAUGUUUGAAGAAAACGAUAUCAUGCUCAAUUCUUGGAAUACCACCAGAAGCUACAUGAUUACCACAUUCCCGACCAGAACUAGUAUUCGAAUCCCAGUUCUUUUGCUCUACGGGGGAUCGGAUUCUUUGGUCGAUAUAAAUGUCAUGAAGGCCAAUUUACCUGCUACACAGGUUUUCGAUGUUGAAAUCCCUGGACACGAGCAUCUAGACCUCAUAUGGGGUUACGACGUAUCCGAGGUCGUUAUCCCAAAUUUGCUAAGAUUCAUACGCUUCUUCCACGAGGUCCAAUGUCUCGAAGACGACACCACUUUGGGUGGUUCUUUCCCAGAUCCUUUGGCACUCCAAGCAAGCCUGGCAAAGCCCUAA
Molecule: messenger RNA, 1368 nt
Organism: Lachancea mirantina
Lineage: Eukaryota; Fungi; Ascomycota; Saccharomycetes; Saccharomycetales; Saccharomycetaceae
Source: the annotation of a GenBank genome assembly